Messenger RNA from Drosophila santomea, 1026 nucleotides. RefSeq lists its product as uncharacterized. NCBI's taxonomy places the organism in Eukaryota, Metazoa, Arthropoda, Insecta, Diptera, Drosophilidae. The transcript is spliced from 2 exons. The record is from RefSeq and is a predicted model, not a curated record. Bases 56 to 955 code for a protein of 299 amino acids.
UGCAUUCCCUAUUUAUCGCGCCAUACACUCCCACGCAUUUCAAGUUUCCUCCGCCAUGGCGCCCACUCUUUCCUGCUGCCGCUGCGGCUUCGAGCCAGAUACUAUUCCAUAUUGCGUGGGCGGUGCAUCAUACAAAUUCCACUGCUUUUGCUGCGCCAAAUCUCCCCCGAAAUAUUGCGCCUUCUGUGGCACGCCCGGAGACCUGAAUUCUUUAAAAGAUCUCAACAAGAAACACAGUAAGUGCUUCAAGGGCCUGCACUAUUUCGUUUACGCUGAACCCUGGCGCGAGAUCGCGAACCCGGAUUUGCUAGGCCGUCCCUCGCUGAAACAGCUUCAACCCGAAGUCGAUCGGCCGGUCUCUAUUUCCAGCCAUGUGAGGGAGGAGGAGGCGCAGGAGGCGCAGGAGCCCCAGAACACCCUGACAGAAGAGCCACUUUUGGAUCUGGUGAUCUCGAAAGUCAGAACUUUGAACGAGCAUGAGUUCAACAUCGAUGCGCAGGAUUCUCAAGAAACAGUAGAAGUCAUGCGGGAUAGGAAGGAACGGAGUAAGGUAGCUCCCGACAUGAAACCUCCGACGGAGAAAGAGCCAAAGUGGGUGACCACCAAGGAGGUGCUUUCCUGGCCGCGGUGCCCGCGAUGCGAAUGUGUGCACACCACCAAUUCUGGCUGGAUCAAACACGCACAGGAGUGCGCCCAGGACCCCAAUUACAACAAGCCCACGUUCUUCAUGUACUGCCACACAAAGGGAUGGUGCAACUAUCUGGUCCGGGAUAGUCUGUGGGAAAAGCACAGUAAUCCAUCUACUGGCUCCUGCGACAUUUGCAAAAGUUUUAGCCGCCAGUUAAAACCUCUUCCCUUCAUGCCGGAGCCGCCGCCACGUCCGAACGAGGCCGCCUUGGCCAAAAGGAGGCGCCAAAACUAUCGCACAAGAAAACGAAAGCAGCGGGAGCUUUAAUAUUAAUUCGCGCAAGUUAAUCCUUUAUGAAUAAGGCCUUUGUGCAGGCACAGUAGGUUUCUUUUUAUUUA